This is a messenger RNA of Meleagris gallopavo (turkey), 388 nucleotides long. The record is from RefSeq and is a predicted model, not a curated record. Lineage: Eukaryota; Metazoa; Chordata; Aves; Galliformes; Phasianidae.
CAUUUCUCUCCCCCCCCUCCCCCCAAAGGAGUGCAAGCGGCCCCCGGAGGCUUUCGGCUUCGAGCAGGCGACGCGGGAAUACACCCUGCAGAGCUUCGGGGAGAUGGCCGACUCCUUCAAAGCCGACUACUUCAACAUGCCCGUCCACAUGGUGCCCACGGAGCUGGUGGAGAAGGAGUUCUGGAGGUUGGUGAACAGCAUCGAGGAGGACGUGACGGUGGAGUACGGCGCCGAUAUCCACUCCAAGGAGUUCGGCAGCGGGUUCCCCAUCAGCGACGGCAAGAGGAAGCUCUCGCCCGAGGAGGAGGUGAGGGUCGGCCCCACGUCGGAGGCGUUGGGGGCCAGCGGGGUGACGCCGUCGCCUCCAGGGUGACAUCGAUCCCCUACU